AUUUACUCGGCCAGUUUUACCUUUUCAUCAAAAGCAAAGCUGGUGAUGAUGAUGAAGAACUGCCAAAUCAGAAUCAAUUUGUGGACGGCAAAUUUGCGCAACUUCAGAGGCGAUUCUUUUAGGGACCACACAAUUUUUUGUUACCAGAUUAUGAUGAUCAUUAUGUACAAUAGAAUAUUGCACAUUCUUCCAUUAUAAUCAUUUGCAUACAUGUUUUGACACGUCUCUCUUCCCUGCGGCGUGAGCCGUUUGAUCAACGGUUUUCAUUUUGGAGUACGAGAAAUUGUGGUUUGAGUGCCAGAAAUUGAUAUUUAUAGACCUUCAUGCUUCCCUAACUUCACGGCUUUGCUCUCCUCUUAUUUCAUUUGAGAUCGUGGUGAGGUGCUGGCAAAGUUGUUUGCAAUGUCAGAAAUGGCGUCUGAUUCAGAGCUUGCUUGCGUAGAAGCAUGGUACUACAAUCCCUCGGGAGAAGAUAGCCGACUGCCACAUCAGUAUGAUCCAAACCGUCCCGUUCCUCCUCACCAUCUCACUGAGCUGGGAGUCCUAAUAUGGGAGCUCGAUGCCGAUCAUUACGACAACAAUCCACAACUUGAAAAGAUCAAGAAAGAUCGUGGAUACAACUACUCGGAUAUAGUGACAGUUGCACCAGGAAUGAUGGAAGAUUACGACGCUAAAAUCAAACAUUUCUUCACUGAACAUCUGCACGCUCAGGAGGAAAUCCGAUUUGUGCUGGAAGGAGGAGGUUAUUUUGAUGUCCGUGACUACGAUGAAACAUGGAUCAGGUUUCGAAUCAGGAAAGGCCACCUCAUUGUCCUGCCUCCAGGGAUGUAUCACCGUUUUACCCUGGAUACCAAUAAUUACGUCAAGGCAAUGCGAUUAUUUAUGGGUUUGCCUUGCUGGACUCAGCACCAACGUCCUGCGGAUGACAUGGAAGCCAGGAGGACAUAUAUUGCCAAGGUACUCAACAAUUCGAUUGCUGCACAGUGAUGUCGUAUCAAUCAUUUUUGCCCCGUUAAUAUUGUUAAGAUUAUGAUAUGAUGUAGUUUUUUUGGGGAUAUUUGAUUAAAACCGGGUAACUUAUACCGGGGAGAAGGCAGUAAAAUACAGUUAGUGUACAUUAAUUUUCCCAGCAUGCGUGUGAUUCGUUUGGUAAUCAACCUCCUGGCUGUCUGUUGAAUGAAAUACAAUGCAAGUAAAAUUACCGUUUUGGUUUGUCAAA
Messenger RNA from Cryptomeria japonica (Japanese cedar), 1219 nucleotides. RefSeq lists its product as uncharacterized. Lineage: Eukaryota; Viridiplantae; Streptophyta; Pinopsida; Cupressales; Cupressaceae. The coding region runs from base 403 to 987 and encodes 194 amino acids. The transcript is spliced from 7 exons. Gene Ontology annotation, molecular function: acireductone dioxygenase [iron(II)-requiring] activity. The record is from RefSeq and is a predicted model, not a curated record.